Triplophysa dalaica is the source of this 2206-nucleotide messenger RNA. It is a transcript of the gene tesmin, whose product is annotated as testis expressed metallothionein like protein. Gene Ontology annotation, biological process: regulation of DNA-templated transcription. The coding region runs from base 414 to 1787 and encodes 457 amino acids. Lineage: Eukaryota; Metazoa; Chordata; Actinopteri; Cypriniformes; Nemacheilidae. The transcript is spliced from 11 exons. Gene Ontology annotation, cellular component: nucleus. The record is from RefSeq and is a predicted model, not a curated record.
UUGUUGUGUUUUUAUACAAUUUGUAAAUAACCAUUUCAAUUUGUGUUGCUCUUUAUUACCGCGGCAAAUAAAACCAACCUCCCACCAGAAUAUUGAACGUAAUCGAAAGUUUAUUAAAUUUUACUACAAUAAAACAGCAUGAUAAAACCAUCUAAAAUAAAGUUAACAAUAAGAAAGAGCUCGCAAAAGUGUCGUAUAAUAAGAAAAAUGUCGACGAGCUCUCGCGCAGUGGGUUCCCGUGUGCGCGUGAAUCUUGAAAGCGGCGCACGAGCGCGUGAAAACGUUGGCGCUCGUUUAAACGUAACGUUAAAAAAACAAGAAUAUCAUCUUUUUAUAGUUCACUUCAAACCGUCCAAAAUUCAUUAACUAGCUUAGUUACCUGCGCCCUCACGUGUCGUUAUUGUAGUGAAACAAUGAGUCAGGUGGAGGGGCAGGAGUACACCUACAGAGGGGACUUUCCUCAAAGCUCCCUGAUGCCCUUACACCACGCCCAUGGAAGUCCUGGAAUGUCGAAUUCCUUCGGUCACACCGAAUAUUCCAGAAUGGAGGAAUCCCUCAGGGUGGAGGACUGUGCCGCCUACAGGCUCGUUCAGCCGCUGACAUGUGAUCAGUUACCUCCAGGUGCCCAGCUGAACUCAGCAACCUAUCCCGAAUACUUGCUGGCUCAGACAAGCCAUUAUCCACAUUUAAUGGGCCAGUCAUACGGCUCCAUUACUAGUCCAUGGCCAGCCCAGGAGGCAUAUCAUUAUGGGAUGCCAUCAGGAGAAAUCUGCCAUGCUGUGCCCAACAUGAGCUCCGAAGGCGCUGAAAGUUACAGUCUGGAGGCUUAUUCAACACACCAAGCGUUCAGACAUCAGAAUAUAUUGUGUGAUGUAAACCGUGGAGGGCAGGUCAUGAUGCUGAGCCCCGGUCAGAUGAAUCACACCGUGAUGGCCAAUCACAGCGCUCACCCACCCGUCCAGAGUCAUUCUUCUGAUCACUGCUCAUCCCAAGAUAAAGGAUGGAGAGUGUCUCCUGGACCACCUCAGACUCACCUGCCACCUGCUGGUGUCACAUUCAACCUCAUACCAGGACCUUAUGCCUCACAGCUCCAUCAAACUCUGUGCCCCACAUAUACUGAGACUGUAGGACAGAACCAGAUGGAUCAGACCAAAGGACACAACCGUGAGAACUUGGAGAAAUUGAAGCGACCCUGCAACUGCACAAAAUCUCAGUGUCUAAAACUUUACUGUGAAUGUUUUGCCAACGGUGAGGUUUGCAAAAACUGCAAAUGUAUCAACUGCUUCAAUAACACAGAGCAUGAGGCAGAGAGAUGUCAGGCCAUAAAGGUCUGUUUGGACAGGAAUCCAGGGGCCUUCCAACCCAAGAUCGGAAGCAGGAAACAGGGAAAUGUGAAGGGACAUCACACUAAGGGUUGCAACUGCAGACGGUCCGGAUGUCUGAAAAACUAUUGCGAGUGUUAUGAGGCCAAUAUCAUGUGCACAUCAACCUGUAAAUGCGUGGGGUGUCGAAACUAUGAAGAAAGUCCUAAGAAGAAGAGCUCAGCGCAGGGUGUCCCUGUUUCUGUCGUAUACUACCCAACCAGGUCUCCUCUGGCGGGCAUCACGCCCGACGUAGUGGGAGCCACAUGCGGCUGUCUCCUCGCUAAGGCUGAAGACGCGGAGAAGGAAGGGUACAUUUUGCCACACGCUGAGAAAAUGAUUUUGGAGGAGUUCGGCCAGUGUAUGACGCAAAUUGUUCAAUCGAUAUUCAAAUCCACCAAUGUCCAGUUAAAUUGCCAGGCGUAGCUUGAAAGCAACAUGUUCGGUGUUGUGAUCCGGAUUUGCUUUGAAAUGUGUAUCAACAAGUGUAUGAAUAAGUAUAUCAACAAAUUCUUUCAGUUUAGAAACAAUAUGUAUAUUUAUGUCCUAUCUUGAGAGUCAAGAAUUGCACAUUUUAUUUAUUUGACAUUUAUUUAUAUCCAUAUUUAUUUCCUGGCUGUUAAGUUUAACCCAUGUUUUUCCACAUUACUUGUUUGUUCUGGAAUGUUCUUUCUUGUUCAAAAACAUAGCCUGUUAUUCCCGUAACAGUAUUUUAGUCUUUUUCCUACAGUUGAUAUUGUGGGUUGUUUUGUCACAGUGUUUUGUACAUGUGUCCUUUGUUGUGUUUCUUUAUACAUGUUACAUCAUAUAAAGACAUGGCAAAUUAAAUUCAUAAAAAAGGUCAA